AUGCAGCACAGAAAAAUCCCUCCGAGAUUACAGUGUAUCAUUGUUAUCAACCUUCCGGAGGCUGAGGCCACCACCGCUCAGGCUCGAUUGGACCACGCCCUGCAGCUGCUGCGGUGGUACAUGGUUACCUUGUUUGAUGGCGACGAUGUGGAAACAGCAGCAUCAAUCAGAGUAAAAUUGACAUUUCGGCUUGGAAAACCUCGCCAAGAUAAUUCUCUACGGCCACUGAAAGUGGUUCUUCGGGUAGGAGGCGAGACCAAAGCGAUCCUCCAGCGGACCCACAAGCUGAAGGAAACUCCGGUGCGGUUCCUCAGGGAUCUUGAUCCGGACCAUUGCAGUAAACUGAAAACUGCGUUGGAGGAAGUCACGAAGCGCCGUGCAAAACAGGAAUCUGAUCUGUGUAUACGGGAUUUUCGUAUUCAUCGGAAGCGCCCUCAGCUGCUUCAUUUUCUUUACUUUAUGAACUACGCUGCAAAAGUAAUCAACGGCAGUCUACGUUAUCGGGCUAUCAGAGCCUUAGAGUCUAUUCUAAGGAUUUCGCCAAAAUGUCAGGAUGGAACUCCAUUCAUAGAAGCUGGAGAUGAUGAAACCACGCUUGAAUCUAGCGUUGCUGCACGGUUAAGAAAACAUCCCUUCUUUUUAUCACUUCCUGCUUUGACAUUGCCCUCCCAGCUGGAUAGGGCAGCCAUUAACUAUUUACGUGAACAUUCACUUUCCUCACCGAAGGCCAUCGAAGAUCGGGCAGAAAUGCUGGGAUGCUAUCUGUGGUCUCGACAAUUAAUGACAGAGUCCGGUGUAGUUCAAAGUAAACGCAGUGAAAAUGGCGAUGCUCUGUCAAUCGGUUCCACCGAAGAAGUCGAUCUAGACUUGGCAGAGGCAAUUCGCUAUCACAAUCCCGACGCGUUAACCAAGAUGCGGUCUGGAGCUGCGCAAAAGGUCCAAGCUGAAAGCUUAGAACAGUGGAAAUCGUUAACGCCGAUCUCGGGGGCCUGUCAACUGGCCGGUGAACGAUUACUUGGAGGUUGGACAUGUCCUCGCCAAAGACGACAAUAUCAUCCGCAAAUUCUAAGUCGAUAUUUGGGCCAUAACUGUGAACUCUAUCUGACCGCUCGCUUGGCACCCAACUUCGCUUCCGCCUGCCGUGUCCUGUACGAGAUUCGUAAACGCUGCCCGCAAUUUAUUCCGCGAAAUAUGUUUGAUUUCGGCUCUGGAUUGGGUACGCAAAAGUAUGACCUGGUUGUCAGUGCGCACAGUUUGCUCGAAUUGCCCGGGAAAUCAGCACGUGAACGUGUCCUUUCCAAUUUGUGGGGUCGUACCUCCAAUUUUCUCGUUCUCAUUGAACAAGGAACUAGGGCGGGAUUUGCAGGCAUACUAGAAGCGCGUGAUUGGUUGUGUCCUCAUAGUGAACUGUGCGGGAAGCGUGAAUCCGUGUGUAACAUUUCGGUGCGAUACUAUCAUUUCGGAUUAACACGGCUUCGGUUCCUGGACUAUAAACGUGUGACCCAAUCCGAGCGUCGAAUCGCGCACAGCAUGUUCAAACGAUUACCCGCGCUUGCGAGUGGUGCGGGCAAUGCGAAGGGUGCACCGAACCUGCGGAGCGGUAUUCGUGCCCAGAACGCGACCAACGGAACAACCACUGUAAAAACAUUCAUUCCCGGUGCUCCGCUCAAUGCAAAAGCAGGGUCAGAUAAGGAAAAUGGUGAACCGAUCGAUAAUCAAACAUCGGGAACAGAGCCGAAGGAUGCAUCAAACAUGCCACCGCCUCCAGCCCCGGUGCAGCCGGGGACAAAACGUCCUGGUAAGGAACGAGAUUCUCUCUCUCGCUCUCUGUGCGUUUGUUCCAAUCUCGUCAAAUUCCCGCUCGCGGUUAAUCCUAUCGUCGCAUGCUUGACUAAUUGUUGA
This is a messenger RNA of Echinostoma caproni, 1902 nucleotides long. The record is from the annotation of a GenBank genome assembly. Lineage: Eukaryota; Metazoa; Platyhelminthes; Trematoda; Plagiorchiida; Echinostomatidae.